UAUGCUGGAUUUCGAUGAGGAGCGGCCCCGGGGCGCCGGCAUCUCCGUGGCCAAGAUGAAGAUGGGGCGCCGAGCUCUGCUGGAGCCAUCUCAGGUUCAGGAUCCCUUCGGCAACAAGAAUCUUUCCUCAGCUCCGAAUGCAGAGGAGCCCCCUCCCAAGCCACCACGAAGACACGCAGGCUGGGCUGACGACUCCACGAGGCCAUCCAAGGACAAUCAGCAUCUCAAACAACAGAGCCCAGAUGGAUCCGAUGACAGAGGAGACAUCCCAGUUAUUCCAGAUCUGGAGGAAGUCCAGGAAGAAGACUUCGUUUUGCAGGUGGCAGCUCCUCCAAGCAUUCAGGUGAACCGGGUGAUGACCUACCGCGACCUGGACAAUGAUCUCAUGAAGUACUCGGCCUUUCAGACCUUGGAUGGUGAGAUCGACCUGAAGCUCCUCAGCAAAGUGCUCUCACCAGAGCAUGAAGUCCGCGAGGAUGACGUUGGCUGGGACUGGGACCAUCUAUACACCGAGGUGUCCUCUGAGCUCCUCACUGAGUGGGAGCAGCUGCAGGCGGAGAAGGAGGACCCUGCAGGAGGGUCCAGGCACACCUGACCCUGCAGCCUCUGCUCUAGGUGUGAGAACAAACACAAAAUACAAGAAGCUGAAGACUAAAGAGGCUUGCCAGUCAGUAAAGUAACUUGGAAUUUUUAUAUGGACUAUUUUGUAAGAAAGAAAUAUUUAUUUUCAGUAGAACCCCCAUUGGAUCCCUCCACAAUGAAUGGUUUAUUCUGU
This is a messenger RNA of Ochotona curzoniae (black-lipped pika), 775 nucleotides long. It is a transcript of the gene IFT43, whose product is annotated as intraflagellar transport 43. The record is from RefSeq and is a predicted model, not a curated record. Gene Ontology annotation, cellular component: intraciliary transport particle A; cilium. Lineage: Eukaryota; Metazoa; Chordata; Mammalia; Lagomorpha; Ochotonidae. The coding region runs from base 2 to 595 and encodes 197 amino acids. Gene Ontology annotation, biological process: intraciliary retrograde transport. The transcript is spliced from 8 exons.